This is a messenger RNA of Medicago truncatula (barrel medic), 1163 nucleotides long. RefSeq names its product protein TIFY 11B. The transcript has 5 exons. Gene Ontology annotation, cellular component: nucleus. The record is from RefSeq and is a predicted model, not a curated record. Gene Ontology annotation, biological process: response to wounding; regulation of jasmonic acid mediated signaling pathway; regulation of defense response. Bases 201 to 908 code for a protein of 235 amino acids. Lineage: Eukaryota; Viridiplantae; Streptophyta; Magnoliopsida; Fabales; Fabaceae.
UAGAUAAAGACCACAUGGUCUCACAGUUCAGACCAAACCAAAGCAAAGCAGAUUCAAGGAACAAGCUUUGAAGAAAAAAACAACUUCCUAGUUCAUGUUUCUUCUUCAUUCUCUCUCUUCUAAGGGUCAAUAAGAAAGCAUCAAAUUUUGUGAAAAAUCUUGUAAAGUUAAGAUUUUUUCUUGGUGGGGUUUUCUUAAACAUGGCAAAUUUAACUAAUACUGUGUCAGAUGGCCGGAGACUCACCUGUAAGGCACCGGAGAAGUUCAAAUUUUCACAGACUUGUAGUCUUUUGAGUCAGUUCUUGAAAGAAAAGAGAAUUUCUGGUGAUGCUACACCUAGUUUCUUUGGGAAAAUGGAGCCUAAAGCAAGUACAAAGGAUUUGUUAGCCAACAUGCAAAACUCAGAUGGGGGUUUGAGACUAAAUGCAUCUGCUAUUGAAUCUCUUCCUCAGCUUGUGGAAAAUCCUUGCAUUAAGAAGUCUAAUACAAGAUCAACAGAUCCUAAAACUCCACAAUUGACGAUAUUCUAUUCCGGGAAAAUGUUAGUAUUUGACGCUUUUUCACCUUCGAAUGCAACCGAGAUCAUGGAGUUGGCCACCAAAUUAGCCUCUGAAAAUCCAAGCACCGAAGAAAACCCCCCAAGUGCACCAGUCACUACUGAAAAAUUAAAGGAGUCCGAAAUUCCUCAAACAAACACUGCCUUAGAAACAACCGAACAAGGAAACCAAGCCAAAUGUUCAGAUAUGAGAUAUCCAAGAAGAGCUUCACUUCUUAAAUUCCUUGAGAAAAGAAAAGAAAGGGUCAUUGCUAGAGGACCUUAUCAAAUUAAUGGUCACAAAAAUGAGGGUAGUAGUUCUGGAAGUGAACCUAAAGAUCAUUCUUCCGAUCAAUUCGACCUUAACUUAUAGUGAUUUAGUUCAUCUCGAACUUUAGGUUAUACAUGUUUUGGUCAGUCAAAUUACAUUUCCUAACUAUGCCCUAAGAAGAUUGCUGUGGCCUUCAAUCUUCAUAUAGAUUUAUAAGAGAUAUAAAUAUUUGUAUGUAUUAUUUUAUCAAUCAAUUAGGUCCAAUGCUUUCGGAUCAAACCAAAUAUUAAUCAGUUUUAUCACUGAGAUUGGUUAAUGAUUUAGAUUCAGAAAAUUGCAAGUUUGUUUUGUUCUUUA